Carassius auratus (goldfish) is the source of this 2122-nucleotide messenger RNA. RefSeq lists its product as uncharacterized. Lineage: Eukaryota; Metazoa; Chordata; Actinopteri; Cypriniformes; Cyprinidae. The coding region runs from base 462 to 1553 and encodes 363 amino acids. The transcript has 2 exons. The record is from RefSeq and is a predicted model, not a curated record.
ACAUAUAGUGUAGAAAAGGCCAGCCAAGUAAAGUGCCAUUAGUGCCCUCUUGUGACUUUAAGAGGUAUUACACUGAUUUAUCAGUAUUCCCCUUUAACGAUCCCUUUAACAGUGUUAACAGUAUUGACAGGACACAGUUCAAAGCACGGACAUUCCUCGCUGUUGUUCAAGCUGUUGUUGUUUUCUACUGAGUGCGUUCAUAUACAAAACCACUCACUCACUCAUAUUAAGUUACACUCCAAACUACUCUGUACUACUCUGCCAUACUCUCUGCUGCCUGUACUACAAUCAUCCACUCAACUAAAUUCAAGAACUGUAAAUGCUCUACAAGUCUGAAAUCAUUAAAGUGUACUUCGUCUCUGACCCAGACGACUUAUGUCUGCUCAAUUUCCACCAGCACCCACAAUAGUCUACCUCACAAAUGGUCCUUCGAGCCGGAAUGAAGAGCUGUCAUAAGAAAGAUGCAUCACAGUGAUCCAGAUCAUAGACCUGACCUUCCUGAGCCUGCAGUCAGACCCAGACGAGUGGUGCGGCUCCCUAGUUACCUGUCAGAUUUCGAGCUCACUGAUCAUCAACGAAGAUUACAGUCAAGACAGAAAGUAGAUACUUAUUCUGAAAUGAGUGAUGAUUCAGAAAAUCAAGGAGCGACUGCAGCCAAGCUCACCAACACCUUCACUGAGUAUGGAACAGGUAGGCAGCCAUGGCAGCCGCUGACAGAGUGGAGUCACAGUAGAGAGUAUGAACAACAGCGAGCACCUACUUCACACAUUCCUGAGCUGUCAUCGCAAGUUCUAGCAGAAUUCCAGCAGUUGCGGAAAGAGACAGAGGAACUAAGACGUCAUUCCUAUGAGCAGAUACAGAGACUGAAAGAGAAGAACGAGGCCCUGGAAACUCAGUUGAGCCUACUUGCAAUGAGUGAUCGACCCAGUCAGUAUCCACCGAGGACAUCUUCCCCUGUUCCUCAACCCCGCGCCAAUAUUCCGCCUGUCACUACAGAUGCCAGGCCUAUCCCUCUGCCUAGAUCCAAGCUACCACCUAGACCGAAUGAGAGUGCAGCAGAUUCACUCAAACAAGAUCGACUACAUGACUUCGAACAGAUGCUUCGGCAGCUGGAGAUGAUAUCACCGGCAACUCAUGCACGACCCUCACAACACCAGUCCUUUCCCCAUAGAUCUAAUGACAGAGCUGAUGAUCGUAGUAUUGGCUACAACUCAACCCAGUUAAGGCUUCCCUCCAAUCAAGAGAGUACGUAUAGGGGACCAGCUCCAACCAUCCCAAACUUUGUGAAGCCAGAUCCGAGAGAGUUUUCCCGCCUGCGCAUCCCUUUGGAGAACAUUCUGCCAGCAGACGCUACAGAGAGAUUUAAGUACCAGAUCCUAGUUGAUCACCUAAAGUUGGAGGAAGCUCUGUUGAUUGCAGACUCCUAUUGCAACUCAUUAUACCCCUUCACAGAUACCAUGGAGGCACUUAAUCAACAGUUACGGACAGCCUCACCAGUUGGCCCUUCAGAGAAUAGCCGAGCUUAUGGAUGGUCCAAACAUCAGCCAAGGUGACGUGAGAGCCUUCCGAAUGUUUGCAUUGAAAGUUUGUUCUUUAGUUAGUAUGUUUCAGCAGCUGGGAAAUAAAGGCUACAUGGAGUUAGAGUGCGGUUCCCAUGUAUCAAGACUGUUGUGUAAGCUUCCACAUGAUCUGCAGACUAGUUUUAGACGGUCGGUCCAUCCCCAACAAGUUCCCAUCCCUACCUUGCUCGAUCUCUCAGCAUGGUUAGAAUUCUAGCUGCAAGUUCAAGAAGACAGUACCAGAUUCUAUCCUUCAAUGAGUAGGCCAAUACCCAUAAACAAGAGGGGACACCAGAGAGACACAAGACAACCAAUGAAGGCCACAAGUAUCUUCCUCGGUACAGAGACAGACAGCUGUGACAUGCCAGGUAAAGCUUCCGACCCUAAGCCCCGAGACAGGAAGAUGUUCUGCCCAUAUUGCGAUGCUCAAGACCACUACUUAAAUGGGUGUGCCAGUUUCCAAAGACUUAACAGAGAUCAGAAAGUGCAUUGGAUACAAUCGCAGAAGAGAUGUUGGCGGUGUGGACGAACCCAUCAAGCCGCACAGUGUAACCUUAAGACAC